This is a messenger RNA of Osmia bicornis bicornis, 3281 nucleotides long. It is a transcript of the gene RASSF8, whose product is annotated as ras association domain-containing protein 8. Gene Ontology annotation, biological process: signal transduction. NCBI's taxonomy places the organism in Eukaryota, Metazoa, Arthropoda, Insecta, Hymenoptera, Megachilidae. Bases 470 to 2146 code for a protein of 558 amino acids. The record is from RefSeq and is a predicted model, not a curated record. The transcript has 9 exons.
UUAGCUGUCUAUUUUUGUUUAAGAUUAAAUAAUUCUUUGCAUUAAAUUUAUAGAAUUUAUACUACUAAAAUAUGGAACAAGCAUAUGUUAAUUUCAUACACUGUGGAAUUAAUUACCGAUUACAGAAGCGAUAACAGAGGCACUCAAAGAAACGCGUUUUCCUAUCUUCUGUAAUAUCAUGAACAUAAAUCUGUCAUUUUGAUAAUUACACAGUUACAGGUUAUAGGCAAUGAAUUUUAUUGUAACAUUAUUUAAGUUUAAAUAAAACAUGAUCAUUUGGAAAGAUUUGGAAAUAAUUGUCAGUGAAUUGUAUUAGUCAGUAAAGAAAUUUCAUUUUUUCUCCAUGUAAGAAACAUCGAUUCGAACGGUGCGAUUUAAAUGAAAGUCUGACGAGUGUUUUAUAAUUUUUCAAUAUUAAGAUACCUUGCGAUGCAAAGGUUUAAUCUUGCAAUUCUAAAUUGGUGACGUAAUGGAGCUGAAAGUAUGGGUGGAAGGCAUACAACGUAUUGUAUGUGGUGUUACAGAAACCACUACAUGUCAGGAUGUAGUAUAUGCUCUGGCUCAUGCUACAGGACAAACCGGUAGAUUUACUUUAGUAGAAAGGUGGCGAACUAAUGAACGUCUCUUGGCUCCAUAUGAAAAUCCUCUAAAGAUUCUAAUGAAAUGGGGAGAAUAUUCUUCAGAAGUUCAAUUGAUCCUAAGGCGCUCUACUGCAGAAAACAAUAAGGCCUCUAGUUCGUUAGGAACCCGGUUAACUCAUAGCGCAAGAUCGAAUGGUAUAAUAAGUUCUGCCUCUGAGAAUGUCGCAACAUCCAACAGCGGGCAAGAUGAUGCUAAGAAUACCACAACUUCAAGUUCUGAAUUUGAUGAUCUACAAGGAUGUCUUGAUAGAAAUCGCGAUAUCAGGAUGUCGUUAACAUUUGGAGGAUUGCAUGGAAAUGUCAUAGAAAAUAAUACAGAAAUUCAAAUGGAAAAUGUUGCCAUAGUUCAACCUACACCACAUUUAAAAAACAAGGAAUUAAAUAUAAGAAAAAAUAUACAAAAGCCAGCUCAGUCUCCCACCUGUGCUAGCAGCAGUGAAAGUAACAUACAUUUAUCACAGAAGAAAGUGCGUGAAGUUCCUCCAUACAGGGAUCCCCCUGGUCCGGGUUCACCACCUCUAAGAACUUUACCACCCUACCGAGAUCCUCCACCACCUAACUUAAAUAGCCCUGGACGAUCCCAAUUUCAAUCGGGUACAAAUGUUGGAAGUCCUCAUGUUCAUAAAGAGGAUCAACCAUCAUCAUCCAGUAACUCUGUCAAACUAAAGAGAAACCUUAUUCAGGAAUUCCAGGACACGAAAGGACAAACUCAAUCUAUAAAUCAACUAUCUGGUCAGACUCAAAAUAUGGUCACUGUUGCUUAUACUCAACGAUAUGUUGAACUUAUCAGACUAGUCAAUAAGCAACGUGAUACUAUAAAUGCACAGCAAGCCGAUCUUACUAAAUUUGAUGCUGAAAUAUUAUAUUGGGAAACUAAAAACAGAGAACAAAUGCAUCAGAUGGACUUCAUUUCACAGGAAGUGAGUCGUAUGGAGUCCACAGGUCGUCUUAUCGAAGAACAGGAACUAGCACAUGUUGAAGAAGAGAGUGAAAUAGUCAGGCAACAAGAGAAAACAUUGAAAUCGGAGAUUACGUUGCUUAGAUCAAAGCUUGCAAACUGUGAAACAGAGUUACUUCAAUGUAAAAAUAAAAUUAGAUUAGUUAUGGAAGAACUGGCUAUAGAACAACACAAUAUAAAUCGUGAAACGGAUGAAAGACAAUUAAUGGAACGUAAAAUUAUAACUGAAGUUGAACAUCUUCAAAAUGAAGUAGAACAAGCCAAACGUUCAGCUGAAUUAGCUUCUCAGUGCGCGGAAUCACUGAAACUCGAGGUAGUAAGUUUGGAAUCAGCAAUUGUUGAGAAAAAAUUGCAAGUGGAGCGUUUAGUAGCGGAUAUGAAAGAGGCCAAUUUACAAAGUUUAGCCGUCGCUUGUCAAGACGAACAAGUAAAGUCAUUACUUGAAGGUGCCCACAAACCUGGUAGUACACGUAAAAUGAUAGGUUCACCGAGGCAAUUAGAAACUGCUGUACCUACAAGUAAAAAUCCCCACGGCGUUUGGGUAUAAAUAUUUACUGUUCGAUAUAUUUCGGUAUAUUGAAAAUAAUAUUUUUCAUACGGUAAUCAAUUAAACAUUUCAUAUAGGAUUAUAUGUGCAAUUUUAUAUGCACGAUUAGUAAGAUCGACGUAAGUAAAUGAAAUAUCGUACGCGAAUACAUAUUAUAAUUGUUUUGUCCACCUGCCAUAUGAUUUUCAGCAAAUUUAGCUCUAAGUGUUGACUAGUAAUUUUAAAUAUGAGUUAUGUAUAUACAGGAUAAAAAAAGAAUAUUCGGCAAUAUAUAUUUAUCCAAAGUAUUAAAAUUACAAAUCAUGCAAUGCACUUACAUGAUAUAUGUAUAACUUAAGAAAACGUACUUAUAAAUUCUUGUAGUUUUCUUGAUAUUAUUCAAGAUGAAUUUAUAUAUUUUCUAUAAUCAAAAUAAUUCUGUGACUCGAGCAUUUACAUUUUGGUGCACUAUACAAUUAAAAUACCAACAUAGUACAUAUACUAUAUUUAUCUUGUAACAUAUCCUUGAAAGUAUGUGAUAACGAAGUCUGAAAUAUGUUAUUGAAAACAUUCUAGUGUACAUUAAUUGCAUUUUUAAGUAUUUAAGCCUUCCUUUUCAAUCGUAUUCCAAUAAUAGAUUUUCCAUCUAUCAAAAGUAAAUUUAUCUUUUUGUAUAAAAGAUUCAGUUACAUUCAUUUAUUCAAACAGUAUAUUUUGCUUUGUUUUUUGUAACAUGUAAUAUGUGGUAGUAACAUUUUCUAUUGUUUUAUAUAUUCAUUAUUAGCAUACAUCAUCAAAAUGAUGAGUGGUUUCGAGCUUUCAUAGCCUAGAUUGCUACUGUUCGAGGUUUUUAGCGAAUAAACUCUUUCGAAUAUUCGAUAUUUUAUCAAGAAUACGUAUUCGUUGCUAUGUCGAAUCCUAAAACACUCGGUUUACGCCAGAAAAUCUCGAACAGUAGUUAAAACGAUGUCCACACACUGCCAUUAUUAGCAAUAAUUUUUUAAAUAUAAUAAUAAUUUUACUUCGUAAUUUCAUUUUUAUACAAAAUGUAUACACCUUUUAGUAUAUAAUCAUUUCAUUGUCAAUAUUAAGAUCUGUUUCUUAUAAUAAUGUGUUUACCAAAGUGUUUUAAUUUUGUGUUUAAAAUAAGCAUACA